GCUGCUCUUCAGAUGACACCGCUGUUGCCAACGACGGGUUCAUGAUCGUAGCUGUUGUCGUCCUCGCCUCACUGCUCCUGCCAGCCUUCGCUUCUUCGGCCCCGCCUGUCCCUGAGUUCGACUUCAGCAACGCCACUAGCCGACUGCGAUUCUCAACUGACGAUUCGCUUGUGCUUCUGCACAAUUAUGGGCUGCAUGUACUGCUCGGAGGAAGAAACGCAGUCUUCAAUGUGAGCAUAGCUCCUCUGUCUGUAAUAUUCAAGUACGAAUGGGCCACAUCUGAUAGCGAUCGAUUAGAAUGUACAAAGAAAACCACAUCGCUGCACUUGUGCGACAACUACAUCCGCACCUUCUACCUCACACAAGCCGGUUUCGUCGUCUGUGGCACUCAUGGAUUGAAUCCCACCUGUGCAAACUUCCUUGAACGGGAAAGACGACCGCGUAGAUUAUUCGCUGGAGACGGCCUCGCCCCGCAUGCUCCAGACGUUAUAGCACCAUUUCUGUUUUCUGGUCGUUAUCUAUACACAGCUAAUGCACCUGAUUACUCGUCCACUGAGCUGCUACUAAUGAGGAAAGAUCCACUCAAAUCUGGCACUACGGACAUGCUACGAACAGGGAGAGGCGAAACACAGACAGACGGUGCCCAGUUUGUAAAGCUUACGGAGAACAAGAAUGAAGUGCUGGCAUUUUUCUCCGAGCCGCCAGCCGAUAUCGAAGGCUGCGGGCUGAGACGAGUUGCUCGAGUAGGACGAGUAUGUCGCGACGACGUCGGAGGAUUUGGAAAGCACCAACAUGAAUGGACGUCGUUCGUGAAGAGCCGCUUAGAUUGUGCAAUUGAAGGCAAGGAUCAGGAUACGCUCUAUUUCAACCAGCUAGCAUCGGUCGCCGCUGGAGUACAUUUCCUCUACGGGGCUUUUCGAUCUCAACUAGCUGGUCUUGGCUCUUCAGCCAUCUGUGCCUAUUCUCGUGCCACCAUAUCCCAUACAAUGGGAGCGGCUUUUCGUAACAGGAAAGCGAAUUGCCCUAGGGCGAAUGACACUUAUGAGCACACUUACAUCCGUAACAAUCCGUUAGUGCCCACCAAGCUCUCUAACUCUCCACUAUUUGUACAUUAUGGCAGUGACAGAUUCACAGAGAUUUUGGUGCAAGAAAACGUCGUGGACCUGGCUGGUCGCCAUAGCACAGCCUUCUUCAUCGCUACCGACCAAGGCAGGAUAUUCAAAGUUGUCAAAAAUGCAGUCAAAGCAGAAGCACGACAUGUUAGUUCUACAAAAGCGGUCGAGGCCUCAUCACCUAUAAUAUCUCUUACAUCACAUGUAGAGCGGCGACCAAAUCAGCAAACAGCCAGAAGUCUUCUCAUCCUUACAACUACACAGUUGAUACUGCUCCCAUCUUCAAUGUGCAAGCAGCAACAGAGCUGCUCAGACUGUUUGUCGAUGGGUGAUCCGGACUGUGCGUGGAUACUGCAUGGAGCAGAAUGUGUGUCUGUCAGCGAAAAUAUCUUUAGGCGGGAGUAUCUAACCCAAGAUCUGGGAAAAUGCAAAAGUCAAGUGAGCGAAAGGGCCACCACCACAGAAGAACCUACUCAGCAACGCAAGAUGCAAUGUCUGUGUGAGGCGCCUACGCAGCUGCCGUGCACCACUGAGAUUUUUCAAAGGGAAAUUGUCACUAGUUCUGCACAACUCUUGAGCCCUUGGACACUGUUUUUAUUCUGUAUCGGUCUCGCAUCGGGUGCACUGCUAAACUUAUUGCUUACGAGAUCAAGAGCACCAACGAAAAAGGCCUUAUCUCCUCCCCGUAUCGAGGCUUUUGCAAAUAUGCCAAGCUCUCGCCUAUCGAACAGCAUGCAUUCCAGUAUUCAGACUUAUUGCUAAGAGGAAGAAAGUGAUAUUCAGGCAAUCAAAUUUAGAAGGAAUGCCAGUAGGACUAUUACGCAAUUUGCGUAGUCAAAGAUCAAACGGUUCUAGUUUUAAAGUAUAGGUGCAAGGUACAAAAACGGAUUCGUUAGUAAUGACUGCCCGGAUUUUUAUCGGAUAAACUUGUCUCUUAAUCAUGUACAAACUGAUGCCAUCAUUGUUGUUUGUAGUCUAUAUAUGUUUGUGUUGUUAUUCUGAGAUGACUAGGCAGUCUAUUUAUUGGUACCUUUUCAGAUGAAUGUCGCGUAAUUUAAUAAAUACUAACUUUGAA
Cylicocyclus nassatus is the source of this 2187-nucleotide messenger RNA. NCBI's taxonomy places the organism in Eukaryota, Metazoa, Nematoda, Chromadorea, Rhabditida, Strongylidae. The record is from the annotation of a GenBank genome assembly.